CUGUGAGGAGGUGGGGGGGGCAGGGCGCGGAAUGGCGGCGGUGCUGGAGCUGCUGCUCCGGGAGGAGGUGUCGGUAGUCGAGGUGACACGCUGGCUGACCCCCGCCACGCAGGAGCAUCCUGUGGAUUCCAGCCUUGCCUCACUCCAUGUAUUACGGAAGGAUUUUGUUCCAUUCCUUCUUAAUUUCUUGCGAGAACAGACCAGCCAGAUCCUUGCCAAUGGACCUUCUACUCCAGCAAAAACACCGAACUCCAAGGCAGUAUCAAAACUCGGUUGCACCGGAAACCAAAGGACUAUUCAAGAAAAGAGUGCUUCCAAUACAAGUGGCCAUCGUGGGAGUCGGGUUCAGCUUUUUGCUCAAACUCCCAAUAGUUCACAUGUUUCGGAUAACAGUUUCCAAUCUUUCACAUCUAAUUCCAGUGACUCUUCUUUUUUGAUAAAGUCAAAUUUGACGAACUGUUCUGGAAAAAGUGCUCGGCAGAACAGCCCAAUUUCCAAUUGCAGCCCAACAACACAGCAUAAUGAAAAACGUUCAUCGUUAAAAUUAAACCUGGGAAACUUUUUGGUGUUGACCCCAGAAGGGCAGCCAACCCGGCGUGGCCGGAAAAAGAAUAACUGCUCUGGUCGCCAAGGGUCGAACGACCAGAGUAGGAGAUCUAAUGAGGAAGACACCCAGGCAGAGAACAUAAAGGGUGGUGCAAGUAGAAUGAAGAUAGUCUCCAUGAAUUCUACUAGUUCUCCUUCUAACAUUUCUCAGAUAAAUCUGGACAACUUGGACGAAUUUCCUCCCAUGGGUGCAUCAUCUGAAUCUGUGAGCAAAUCCAAGCCAUCAAGAAGAAUUAAUCCAACUCCAAUCAAUGAGGUCCAGUCAUUGUCCAAGUCACGGAUAUGCUUCACUUCCACUCCGAUCAGCGAGUCCAGUGUCAGGCGCCACCAAGUAAGCACAGAGGUCUUCACCAAUGUUCAAGAAGGAAGCUGUACUCCUUCUUCAGAAAGUCUGCGCGAAGAAAGGGAAAUAUUGAGGAUGGAAAGAGUUAAACUGCGUCAGCACACCUCAUCCCCAUUAGCACUGGAUCCUGUAACACCAACCAAACAGAGCUACAGUCGAAACGCAGGCGUCUCAGUCGAUAAUAUACUAACCUGUGCCGAUGCUACCAAAGUGUCCUUUGGGAAACAGCUCACAAUGCUUUCAGAGGUCUAUUCAGCCUGCAUUACAGAAAAUCUUGUGCCAAAUAUUUUCCUGGAGUUCUUCUUUGUUCUGCAACUGCUGACAUCAAGAGGAGCAGCCAGCACAGAUGAUAGAGAGUGUGACCUUGACUUAAGAAAAGUUACAGAUGCAGUGGAGAGGCAGUACUUUCAGAGUGUGCACAACUGCGUUUUCUUUGCUGUGCAGGUUCUUGACUCGCAAUUUGAGGUAAUAUCUCAGUUGGAUAAAGCCACUUUGAAGCUUCUUGCUGAAAGCGAGCGUGUGGCUGCGUUUUCUCUAUCUUUACAGGAGCGACUCCUUAAAGCAUACGAAACCAGCACAGGAAAGGUCUCCCUAUUGUUUCGGCCCACCAUACAGUCAGUGUCUUUUCAACCUGAAACUGACAACCGCUCCAACUUUCCUAGUGAUCGGUCAUUCCACAUCUUUAAAAAACAGAGGGAUAUUUUUUAUGAAUUGCUGCGUGAGUGGGAAGAUCACCAUGAAAAAGCAGAUUGGGACUUUGAACGCUGUCUUGGCAAUAAGAUCAGGACUAUGAUAUUUCACUUGACCUCAGCAUGCAAUCAUAGCCAUUUUGCAAGACUGUUUCAGAAGCAGCUAAUUCAGAUGUGUAAGGGACCAAGUGGCGGUAUGGGAGCUUCUGGUCUUGGCGAUACUCCUGACCAGGAUGUACUGAACAUGCUCGGCUCAGACAACCUGAAUAGACUUAAGCGUUUACAAGAAAGAUUUGUGACUCCUCAAAGUGUUGGUGGCCCCUGCCCGCCCCCAUCGUUUCCUGGAUACCAAGAAUUCUUCCGGGACUUCAUACUGAGUGCCGAGAGUUAUCAGUUUAACCAGCAUCUUAUGAACAGUCUUUGCCAAGAGAUCCAAGAACUGGAUGGUGUUUCUAUUAUAGGGCAUGGGCCAACAGAUGGAGAAUCUGAUGUGGAUGAGCAGGAUGAAAAGGUUAAUUUUUCCUCUGUUCUUAUGACUCUUCGACUGCUGGCAAAAUUUCUGGGAUUUGUAACAUUCUUACCGUAUCAAACUACAGAAACCCUCACAAAUCAAUUACAAGAAUCGGCGGUUGCCUUAAGGAACCAGACGUUCCCUAUAUUAGAUGUGCUGCAGCUGCUGAAAAGUUCCAUUCAAAGCCAUCGUACGGUACUGACCGUUCCCUGGGCAGUGGAAUACCUUUCUUUGGUGGAUCCUGUGGCACCGUUUCUGGAUUACUACCGACGUGUGUUUUCCUUAUUAAUGCAACUCUAUAGAUGCAAGCUGAUCAUUACAGAAGAAAAGGACAUGGUGUUACUAAAUAAGCUCCUUCUGCUUGCUGUUUUGGGCUGGCUCUUUCAGGUACCUUCAGUUCCAGGAGAUCUGUUCUUUAGCAGUGAAAGUGUUCAGGAUGACAUGUCAUUGAGCGCUGUAGUGGUUACACAGGGACUGGACUGUGCUCCUUUAGUGGAUCAGCAACUGCUUUACGGCUGCUGUCCAUACCUUGGAGAGUUGCGGAAGUUGCUCACCUCAUAUGUGUCUGGCAGUGGUGCUAAGAAUGGAGGCUUUAUCAGAAAAAUCACCCCCACGACUGCGGAACCACUCGUGCCAAAACCCACCUUAUCCCAGAAAAAACUGCAGGCACAGCUGGAACAAGCCUUCUUCCACAACCAACCCCCCUCCCUGAAAAGAACCGUGGAGUUUGUGGCAGAAAGAGUCGGAUCAAACUGUGUCAAACAUAUCAAAGCAACUCUAGUCGCAAAUCUUGUGAAAAGGGCAGAGGUCAUGCUGCAGGACAAAGUAACUGAAAACAGUGCAGACCACGGCAAGCUGCUGGACAGUGUGUGUACAGCGCUGUGUGACGACGGCAAGCAGGCUAUGCAGAAAGGCAGAGAAUACUGCAAAGAGAAAGUACCCGAAGCUCUGAGAGUACUGUUACCGGAGGAGAUUUCUCCAUGUGUUCUCCUUACCGCAGAAGACAUCGCCCUGACUCUGGCGACAGAGAAAGCGUGCACCUGGCUAAAUUCCAACAUUGCAGCGCUUAUCAAACGAGAAAUUAAGUCUACAAUCAGUCUCAUUGUGAAGUCCCAGGCUGUGGUUCCCGCUGUCAUCUCCAAGGAUUUGAAUCAGAGAUGUGCUGAAGGCUGUGAACACACGGCACUGAAACCCUCCCAGUUCAUUAUGAACAUGAAGGAUAUCCUGAGUAUUACGGCUGGGCCACGGUACAAAGGAGAGGGCGUAGAGUAUCGACAACUCACGGAUCUUCUCCUUCAACUGCCACAGACCCUCCGCUGCAGGAAGUACAUGUAUCCCCCAACAGAGAUGCACCUUGCUAAGUGCACCGUUGACUUGGCCUCUCUGCUGGUAUCUGAUGCCAUUCCAGUAGUCGAUUUGCCUUUAUUGGACGCAGACAGGACAUAUGGAAAGCAGAGUGCAAAGACAGAGGCAUUUUGUGAUCUUUUGAAUUCCCUGCUUUCAAUCUGGGAGAAAGACUUCAAUGUGUCAGUCCCUGUACAGAACUUACUUAACCAUAAGAAUAUCCAGUGUCUUACAAAGGCUCAGCCACAGUGGGAGCUGUUUGUCUUUCUCAUGCGUGGCGUUGUUCGUAGGAGACUUAUGAGCUGUGAAGAUAUAAAGGAGCAGACGCAGAAUAUUUGGGAAUUUCCGUGGUCAAUGGACUUGCUCACCGAGCUGGAAUCUACAUCUGAGGCCUUCAAAUCAGAGCAUCAAAACAACAAUUUAAAGGACAUUGUAGCACAAGCCAAUGCUACAGCUACUGCCCAGAGCUAGCUUCCCAGGAUGCACUGCUGCUUACAAUUCUAAUGCUGCUAUCUGUGUUCUGCUUUACUCCUGCGUGGGAAAGUAUGGCUGAUGAAUACACCUAUCAACGUUGUCAUAGGACAUUGUCUUACCAGGUGACUGUGUGCCACAAGUUAAGAACUUAUAAAGUAUGUAAAUACCUCCAUAUCAUGGUAAGGAUAUCUUUCUCAAUGCAUACCAUGUAUUGUGUGAUUUUAAAUCAUUCAGCUUCCAGUGUUUAUUGUCCUUGCUACCUGUAGGGGGGGGGGGUUUAUUAGUCAGAUACUUUAAGAUUUUCCCAGAAUUUGCAGAGGGAACAGAAAAUGUCAAAUAAUCACUAGAGAUUCCUCACUUGUAUGUUUUUAGAGUUGUUAAACUCAUUAACUUUCCAGUAUAAUAAGUAGAACGUUUGCUGGGAAUUCCCAUAGUACAACGCACAGCCGCAGUUUUAUAACUUACCUGAAAUCCACCUUGUCACCAGGAUUGCGUAUGAAGGUGAUGGGUCCAAUGUGUGUUUGCAGGACAGCAGCUGGAUUCGAUUUUUUUUGGCACUCGUUUGAA
Molecule: messenger RNA, 4534 nt
Organism: Pelobates fuscus (common spadefoot toad)
Lineage: Eukaryota; Metazoa; Chordata; Amphibia; Anura; Pelobatidae
Gene: CDAN1
Product: codanin 1
Exons: 28
Coding region: 32-3964 (1310 amino acids)
Biological process (GO): chromatin organization
Cellular component (GO): nucleus
Source: RefSeq, a predicted model, not a curated record